This is a messenger RNA of Loxodonta africana (African savanna elephant), 351 nucleotides long. RefSeq lists its product as uncharacterized. Bases 1 to 351 code for a protein of 116 amino acids. NCBI's taxonomy places the organism in Eukaryota, Metazoa, Chordata, Mammalia, Proboscidea, Elephantidae. The transcript has 2 exons. The record is from RefSeq and is a predicted model, not a curated record.
AUGGCGAAGACGACCGGGAAACCGCAAGCGUCGGCCGCAGUUACUGAACAACCAGCCCCAAGCCCUAAAAGGAGGAAGAAGGGGAAGGCCCCGGCUCAACCCAGGUCCAGCGGCAGUGUUCAGGUGCCGAAGACAACCGCGGGGGUAAAAAGAUCCCCUCAGGGGAGUCUGAGAAAAAAAGCCCCACUAAAAGCUUCCGCCCGCCCAAGAGUGCCUAAGAAAGCUAGAGGGCCAACACUCUUCGGCCAUUAUCACAAGUUUAAUAAGAAACUGAAUCUAAAGGAGCCAUCCGAGGACCAAGAGUCCAUGGAGAAGGCCACCACCUCAAGUAAUGACCAGAGCUCCCAGUAA